GUCAUGAUUACACCGAUACCUCCAAUUAGGUUGAGGUUACCUUGCAUUUACUGAAGACUUACAAAGCUCGUGUCAGCGACAGUCGUCUAGUGAUCCUUGAAUAUGCACUUAGAGGCUAUACGAGCCAGCCAAUGUCACAUUUGGCGCUGACAACUGUGAGCAAUUUAUCGUAGGCGUUCGAGAUUCCGAAGAUAUGCUGUCUUGUCGGAUCCUCAUAACUUACCAGGCACCACUGGGUCCUUCUGUCUCACGUAUUGCAUCAAUUCACUGCCUAAAAUUUAGGAAUUCCUCCUUUUGUAAGCCAAGACGCUUCUUGUCAAGUUCCGUUCCAUCCGGUUUCAAAAUGAACCCUCAGGCGGUGGAAUCUCCCUUGUCGCAGUCCGCGACAUUCCUCGUUCUCUCGGCAACAGACAACCCGGAUGCCGACAAGACGAUCCGAUCAACAUUGUCUAGCAUUGCAGACAUUACUAAGAAUAUUUCAAUUCGCCACCAAACCGCAAACCUCUCAUGCACUGUUGGCAUUGGAAGCUCGGCAUGGGAUCGAUUGACCCAACUUCCACGGCCUGCUGAGCUGCACCCUUUCAAAGAGUUCAAGGGAUCAAAGCAUACUGCUGUGUCGACGCCAGGUGAUAUCUUCUUUCAUAUUCGCUCGGAGAGAAGAGAUAUGGCAUUUGAGUUUGAGAGACAACUCAUGGAUAGACUUGGUGAUGCCGUCAAGCUUGAAGAUGAGACAGUUGGCUUUAGGUAUUUUGAUACGCGCGAUGUCCUUGGGUUUGUCGACGGAACUGCCAAUCCAGUCGGCCCCGAUGUCAAGGACUCGGUGCUUAUCACUGCACAAGACGACUCUGCUGCUGUAGGGGGCAGUUAUGUCGUGGUGCAGAAAUAUCUUCACGAUCUCAAAGCAUGGAAGACUCUCAAGACCGAGCAACAGGAAGCCAUCAUUGGACGUACGAAGCUGGAUAAUAUCGAGCUUGAUGAUGCAGAUGAAGGGCAACAGCAGUCUCAUAAGAGCCUUGCUACGAUUGAAGACGAGGGAGGAAGUGAGCAUGAUAUUCUACGAGAUAACAUGCCCUUCGGAUCUCCGGCUCAAGGCGAGUUUGGCACAUAUUUUAUCGGGUAUUCAAAGAAGCUUUGGGUAAUUGAGAAGAUGCUAGAGCGCAUGUUUGUCGGUGUUCCACCUGGGAUGCAUGAUCGGAUUCUUAACUAUUCGAAGGCAGUUACAGGCUCGACAUUCUUUGUACCAUCGGCUGAUUUCCUUGCUGGACUUGACGAUGAUUAACUGCUGGGCAGGCUGUGAUUGUCUUCAAACAACAAACAAUUAGAACGAAUAGCAACAAGUGUAAAACGUCCAUGAAUCAGCAAAUAGUUUGUGAUAGCACGCAUAAAGUCAUGCUAUUCAUCCCGUAACUCAGAUUCAGUAUAAUCAUAAAUCUCCUGUGCCACAUGUUUACUG
This is a messenger RNA of Fusarium redolens, 1453 nucleotides long. RefSeq lists its product as uncharacterized. Gene Ontology annotation, molecular function: peroxidase activity; heme binding. The record is from RefSeq and is a predicted model, not a curated record. The transcript has a single exon. The coding region runs from base 194 to 1279 and encodes 361 amino acids. Gene Ontology annotation, cellular component: cytosol. Lineage: Eukaryota; Fungi; Ascomycota; Sordariomycetes; Hypocreales; Nectriaceae.